UAUUAUAGGGUGCUAAUUAAUCCUUCACUGAAUUGUUUUGUAUUGUGGUGUGUUACUUCUUGCACCAAUGGUUUCUCUCUUUGCCAGAACCAAGAGGUUCUCAUUGCCUACACUCGUGCUUCUUCUGGAGCUAUUCACGAUAUACCUUCGCACUGCAGAUGCUCAAAUUGGGGUGUGUUAUGGCAUGAUGGGCGACAAUCUACCACCGGCAAAUGAAGUUGUAAGUCUUUACAAAUCCAACGACAUAAUGAGAAUGAGAAUCUAUAAUCCUGAUCAAGCUGCUUUACAAGCACUGGGAAAUUCGGGCAUUGAGCUUAUUCUUGGGGUGCUCCACCAAGACCUUCAAGGCCUUGCCACCAAUGCUAGCACUGCUCAACAAUGGGUGCAAAGUAACGUGUUGAACUUUUGGCCUAGUGUCAAAAUCAAGCACGUGGUAGUUGGCAACGAAAUCAAUCCUGUGGGAAGCUCUUCUGAGUUUGCCCAAUAUGUUCUACCUGCAAUCCAAAACAUAUACCAAGCUAUAAGAGCUCAAGGCCUUCAAGAUCUAAUCAAGGUUACAACAGCUAUUGACAUGACCCUGUUAGGAAACUCCUACCCCCCAUCACAAAGCUACUUCAGGACUGAUGUGAGAUCAUACUUAGACCCCAUAAUUGGGUACUUGGUAUAUGCAAAUGCACCUUUACUAGCCAAUGUGUUGCCUUAUUUUAGUUACUCCAAUAACCCGAUUGACAUAUCACUUUCCUAUGCUCUUUUUAACUCAACAAAUGUUGUGGUUUGGGAUGGUCAAUAUGGGUACCAAAAUUUGUUUGAUGCUAUGUUGGAUGCGGUGCAUGUUGCAAUUGAUAACACAGGGAUUGGUUAUGUGGAGGUUGUUGUAUCCGAGAGUGGAUGGCCCUCAGAUGGAGGGUUUGCUGCCACUUAUGACAACGCACAUGUCUACCUGGAAAAUUUGAUUCUUCGUGCUAAAAGAGGUAGCCCAAGAAGACCUUCAAAGCCCACAGAAACUUAUAUAUUCGAUAUGCUUGAUGAGAAUCUUAAGAGUCCUGAGAUAGAGAAACAUUUUGGACUCUUCUUUCCCAACAAAACAAAGAAGUAUCCAUUUGGAUUUGUUUAGUGGAAAAAUGAACCAGAAAGUUGUUAUUGAUGACUUCAAUGUAAUAGUUCUUCUUAAGAGUGACAUGUAAGGUCAAAAUUCUACCUAGCCUCUCAAAGUAUAUGUUAUUCCACCCACAAAAUAAGAGAGGUAUAUAUGUUGUUUGUUUGAAAUAUUUAUCCAUCCUUUUUAUGAAAAAAAAAAUGUUGAAAAGUUGUUUAAGAUGAAAUUAUAUAAUAUAUUAUAUA
This is a messenger RNA of Glycine soja, 1341 nucleotides long. Its product is annotated as glucan endo-1,3-beta-glucosidase, basic isoform-like. Lineage: Eukaryota; Viridiplantae; Streptophyta; Magnoliopsida; Fabales; Fabaceae. Gene Ontology annotation, cellular component: plasma membrane. The coding region runs from base 68 to 1114 and encodes 348 amino acids. Gene Ontology annotation, biological process: carbohydrate metabolic process. Gene Ontology annotation, molecular function: hydrolase activity, hydrolyzing O-glycosyl compounds. The transcript is spliced from 2 exons. The record is from RefSeq and is a predicted model, not a curated record.